AUGGUGGCGAAGGAGCGCUUUCUUGAUCUUGAGGGCGCUGGCGGCAGGAUGUGGCGACACCCGAAGCACGCAACUGUCUACCUCAAGGAUCACGCCAAGACCGCCAGUGUCAAAUCUACCACCGAAGUUCUGGGGAAGAUGCACCGGCAGCAGCUGGAAGUGAAUGUGAUGCACUUCAAUGCAGCCAUGUCCGCACGCAGCGGGCGCCGCAAGGGCAAGCGGGAUUCGGAUGCCUGGGCUGACUGGGCUGCAGCGGUGCAACUCUUUGAUCGCAUGCAGCAGGAAGAUGUGCUUCCGAGUCUCAUCAGCUUCAACCAGCUCAUCUCCUGGCUCUCCGAGAGAUGGCAGAGGGCCCUAAGAGCGCUGGAAGACGCACCGGGGGAUGCCAGAGGGAGGAGCAGGAGCAGCUUGAAUGCCGCGAUGUCUGCCUGUGCUCGCGGGCGUUUUUGGACUUCAGCCUUGCAGUUGUUCCUGGCGCCCCCCGGGCCAGACCAAGUGAGUCUGGGAGCGGCGAUCUUGGCCUGCGAAGAGCAGUGGCAGACUGCGCUGCUUCUUCUGGACUUACCGACGCGACGCCGGCUCUAUCCAGAUGUCAUAGCCUGCACUUCUCUGAUUCGUGCCUGUGGAAGUUGUCAACAGUGGCAGAUGGCUCUAGCAGUGUUGGCUGAGAUGGAUGGGAGAGUCAGGGCCAAUGAAUUCACUUUUGGCGCCGUGAUCACUGCGUGUGCAAACGGGAGUCAGUGGUCCACCGCAUUACAUUUGCUGAGUGUCCUGAUAGAGCAGAAACUCCUCGUGAACGAAAUCAUCUGCAGCGCGGCCAUCAGCGCAUGCAGCAAAGCCAGCUGUUGGGAAGCAGCCCUCUCCUUGCUGUCCACGUUCCGGCCGAGGAGUCUUCGGCUGGAUAACGUUUCCUACAACCCCACAAUUGCAGCCUGUGGCUCCGAAACCUGGGAGUUGGCACUGCUGCUUCUGCAACGGAUGCCCACACAUUCCCUGCGUUCGGAUCAAUACACCCAGACGGCGGCCUCUGCGGCUCUGGCGGCUCUGGCCCAAGGCUGGCGACGUGCUUUGACCCUUGGUCACCCCGUUCUCCCAAACGGGGCGCCCUGGGAGCAGGCUCUUCUGAGCCUUCACCUCUCCAGUCUGGCGCUCCGCCUCCGCGCCUUGGAGGCUGCCCUGCUCGUGUCGACCUCCAAGGAGAACGCUCUCUCCGCCUCCGGGCCAACCUGGCGCAGGGUCUUGGCCCUGUUCUGCCUGUGCCACCGCGGCCUGAGGCGCAGCUGCGCGAGCUUCGCAAACGUCGCAAGGCUCCGCAAGUGGCCGCAAUCCCUUCACAUUGCAGAGCGGAUGGGUCAGGCCGGGAUCCCUUCUUCGAUGGUUGUACAGAGCUCCGUCAUGGGCUCCGUGGGUGUGGAAAGCUCAAGGUGGCGGCUGGCACUUUCCAUUUUUCAUCGGUUGAGCCGAGAUGUUCAGGCUGAUGUCGUCGCCUUCUGUGUCAUGUCCACUAGCUUUGGGGAAGCCAGUGAGUGGGGGAAAUCCUUGCUCUUGCAUGGCGAACAGAUGCACCAGUUGGUGACUUUUCGGACAAGCAUUACAGCGUGCGAGAGGGGCUCGCAAUGGCAGUGUGGACUUCAUGUUCUCGACGCUUCGCAGGCGGCCGGCUUUCACGAUGCCAACAGUUGCAGCGCCGCAAUCAGUGCCUGCGAGAACUGUGGGGAGUGGGAGAUCGCCUUGGAGCUGCUUCAGACGAUGCUUCGACAGGAACUCCGACCUGACAGCUUCACCCUCAGUGCAACCAUUUCUGCCUGUGCUAAUUCUGGCAACUGGCAGCUGGCGGUCGACUUGUUGGAGUGCAUGGAUGACUGGCGAAUUCCUGCAAAUGGGAUCUGCUUGACUGCGGCCAUUAGUGCUUGCCGUGCCUCUGCCCAGUGGCAGUUGGCAUGUGAUUUACUUCAGAGAGUUGCAUUGCACGAUUUCGUUUUUGAUGAGCUUGCUUGCACAGCAAGCAUGGGCGCUUGUGGGCAAGCUAGCCAGUGGCAGCGUGCUACGCAGCUUCUGCCCUGGCUGCAGGGCUACGGCCUACAACAGUCUGAAUUCGUCUUCGGAGCUGCAGUUGGCGCUUGCGCCAAGGGUCAAGCAAGCGCUUUUUGA
Molecule: messenger RNA, 2151 nt
Organism: Symbiodinium sp. CCMP2456
Lineage: Eukaryota; Dinophyceae; Suessiales; Symbiodiniaceae
Source: the annotation of a GenBank genome assembly